AUGGUUAGAUUUUACAAUGUUAUUGAGCUUGAAAGUCAAAUCAAGGAAAUAUCUCAUCAAAACAUUAUCAAGAAUGAUGAGUUAAUAGUACCAUUACUUGCAAUUGAAAUUGAUAUAACAGAGAGCAAAAUCUAUCUCGUCAUGCCUUACUUUGCUCUUGGGGAUUUGAGUGGAACUAUAUAUAAUAACUUUAUGAAAAAUCAACCUUUUUCUGAAAGAAUGGUUAUCCAAUUCCUAACAAAGGCCAGUCUUGCUCUCAGCUAUUUACUUUCCAACAAUAUUGUUCACAGAGAUGUGAAAAGCUCGAAUUUUCUAGUAACCAAGCACACCCAUGAUGAAUUGGAUUGUGUUUUAUCCGAUUUUGGAUUUGCUACCUCAGUUUCUAAUAUUCAAAUGGUAAUUGAUGAUAGCUCAUGUACAAUGAAAUAUGCUUCUCCAGAACUAAUUGAAACAGAAAUGAGUACAUUUAAGGGAGAUGUUUUCUCAUUGGGAUGUACAUUGUUUGAAAUGAUGUCUUUUGAUUUUAAUACCAUGCUAUGGAAAGUUAUCGAACAAGAUGAAAUCAAAGCAAAACUCUUCAUCAAGGAAAGAAUUCACAAAAAUUUCUCAGAGUAUAGCACUGCAUGUGUUGAUCUUGUUUUGUCCAUGCUAGAAAAAGAUCCAAACAAUAGACCAGACUACGAGAGCAUUAUCAAAAUAGCAAAAGAACACUAUUGCUAA
Naegleria gruberi is the source of this 720-nucleotide messenger RNA. RefSeq lists its product as uncharacterized. The transcript has a single exon. Gene Ontology annotation, cellular component: autophagosome; cytoplasm. Bases 1 to 720 code for a protein of 239 amino acids. Gene Ontology annotation, molecular function: protein serine/threonine kinase activity; ATP binding. Gene Ontology annotation, biological process: autophagy; protein autophosphorylation; autophagosome organization. Lineage: Eukaryota; Heterolobosea; Eutetramitea; Acrasida; Naegleriidae. The record is from RefSeq and is a predicted model, not a curated record.